UGCAGGUCGCAGGAGGACGACAGCGUGGUGGUGAUCAACCCGGCGACGGGUCAGCUGCUCAACCUGGAGAACGAUCGCGAGGAGGACGCCGUCAACCUCGACACCGACGUCUUUGCCGAGAACUCCAGCGUGCAGUUCAGAUACGACCUGCUCGACUGCCGCAUCGACAUCUGCUCGCCCGAGGUGCUGUCCGUGUGCGCCGACAACUUUGACUACAACGACCUCCGGCAGGACUUCAUCCGCGGCGUGGUCGUGGACGAGGUCUACAAGUACAAGAUCUUCACCCACAUCAUCUCCACUGAGUACGCCGCGCGCGUCAACAUCCUCCGCACCUACGACUCCGUGAGCAAGGACAUCAUUCACAGGUGGGCUUACCCGAUGGUGCCGGAUUGCAACUUUAUGGGCACCACGUCGUACAAGUAUCUCCGCGGCAACAUAUACCAGGAGGAGGGCAUCAAGCUCGCCCGCUCCGCCACGCUCGGUCGCGACACCGUCAUCGGCCAGGGUACCGAGGUUGGCAACAACACAUUCAUCUCGCACUCGGUGAUCGGACGCAACUGCAAGAUCGGAGCCAACGUGAAGAUCGUGGGCUCCUACAUCUGGAACGGCGCCACCGUGGCCGACGGCGCUACGAUCUCCUACUCCAUCGUCUGCAAUGAGGCGCGCAUCAUGGCCGGCGCGGUCGUCGACAAGGCCAGCCUCGUCUCCUUCCGAGCUGUGGUCGGCACGGGUGCGCGCGUGGGUCCGUGCGCCAAGAUCGCGCUGGAGCCGGAGGAGGAGAACGACGAGGUGGAGUUUGAGGAGGUGGCCCUCGGGCCCAACGGCGCCGGCGUCCGCUGGAUCGAGACCGAUCCCCUCAACCAGCUCCUGGUGGAGGAGGAGGAGCGGGACGACAGCGACACGAACUCUGAGUUUGAUGACGCGACGGACAGCGAGGGGAGCGAUAUGGAGGAGCCCGGCCUCGACACGUUCGACGGCGAGGAGGAGAGGUGGGUGUCGGAGGUGGAGGCCACAGUCGAGAGGGCCGUGGAGGAGAACCACGCCAUCGACAACCUCAGGCUCGAACUCAAGACCCUCAAGUUCACCUUCGAACACCGCACCUUCUCCGAGAUGGCGUGCAUUGCGCUUCGCACGCUGAUCAACAUCGCGGUGUCGAGCAACCCCAAGCCGGUGCCCGCCAUGGCCCAGCUCGUCGGCAAGUGGGCGCCGCUGAUGAACGGCUACGUCGUGUCCGUCGACGAGCAGGUCGCGCUGCUCAACACUCUCUUGAAAUACUGCGAGGAGUACCCAGCAGCGGAGCCGGGCUUCAUGCACGUCAUCAACGGUCUCUACAACUUGGACAUCAUCGAAGAGGAGUCGGUGUGGGCGUGGCAGCGCAGCUUGCCCCAGACGGACGGCCCGCACAAGAAGAUCCUCCAAGCGUGCGAGCCCUUCUUCAAGUGGCUCAAGGAAGCGGAGGAAGAAGAUGAAGACGACGAUGAUGAAGAUGACGAGGAGGAUAGCGACUAA
This is a messenger RNA of Acanthamoeba castellanii str. Neff, 1509 nucleotides long. RefSeq names its product eIF4gamma/eIF5/eIF2-epsilon domain containing protein. Gene Ontology annotation, molecular function: translation initiation factor binding; guanyl-nucleotide exchange factor activity; translation initiation factor activity. NCBI's taxonomy places the organism in Eukaryota, Discosea, Longamoebia, Acanthamoebidae. Gene Ontology annotation, cellular component: eukaryotic translation initiation factor 2B complex. The transcript is spliced from 9 exons. The record is from RefSeq and is a predicted model, not a curated record. The annotation marks the transcript as partial.